Molecule: messenger RNA, 1356 nt
Organism: Prunus avium (sweet cherry)
Lineage: Eukaryota; Viridiplantae; Streptophyta; Magnoliopsida; Rosales; Rosaceae
Product: syntaxin-132
Biological process (GO): exocytosis; intracellular protein transport; vesicle fusion
Cellular component (GO): plasma membrane; SNARE complex; endomembrane system
Molecular function (GO): SNAP receptor activity; SNARE binding
Source: RefSeq, a predicted model, not a curated record
AACAUGAAAAGUAACAAAAUUCGAAAAAAUAAAAUAAAAUCGCUGCCUUCGCGUUCCGUCUCUGAUCUCUCUCCCUCUCUUUCUUUCCCAACUUUCCAACACAAAAAGCACAUUCUGUCUUUCUCUUUCAUUGGUUUCCUUUUCUCUCCUUUCUGGAAACCCUAAGUGACCUGGUUUUUUUUUUAAUUAACCAGGUCCUCACAGGAGAGAACUUAAUUUUUUUUGUACAAAAAAAGUUGCAGGCUUUUUUUUUUUUUUUCGCAAAUUGUUGUGUCUUAGUUGCAUUUCUCAGCUGCCAUCGACAAUGAACGACCUGCUAACGGAUUCUUUUGAGAUCCCUCGGGGUCAAGCAUCUAGAGAUGGAGAUAUCGAACUAGGAACAAAUGGUUCAAUGAAUUCUGGAGAAUUUGGUUUGGAGAAUUUCUUUAAAAAGGUUCAAGAGAUUGAGAAGCAAAAUGAGAAGCUGGAUAAGCUCCUAAAAAAACUCCAGGAUGCACAUGAGGAGUCCAAGGCUGUGACUAAGGCUCCCUCAAUGAAAUCAAUCAAGCAGCGGAUGGAGAAAGAUGUCGAUGAAGUUGGAAAAAUUGCUCGUUGGAUAAAGUCAAAAAUUGAAGAACUCGACAAAGAGAAUUUGGCAAAUAGACAGAAGCCUGGGUGUGGAAAAGGUUCAGGUGUAGAUCGAUCCCGAACAGCAACAACCCUUGCCUUGAAAAAAAAAUUAAAGGACAAGAUGGCUGAAUUUCAGACUCUAAGAGAAACCAUCCAUCAAGAGUAUCGGGAGGUUGUCGAGAGGCGAGUUUUUACAGUAACGGGCACAAGAGCUGAUGAAGAGACAAUUGAAAGAUUAAUUGAGACAGGAGACAGUGAACAAAUUUUUCAAAAGGCAAUCCGGGAACAAGGACGAGGCCAGAUAAUGGACACUCUGGCUGAGAUUCAAGAGCGCCAUGAUGCGGUUAGAGAUCUUGAGAGGAAGCUUCUUGAUUUACAGCAGAUAUUUCUGGAUAUGGCGGUGUUGGUGGAUGCACAAGGGGACUUACUUGACAACAUAGAAACCCAGGUAUCGAGUGCAGUAGAUCAUGUACAGCAAGGGAAUACUGCUCUUCAGAAGGCGAAGAAGCUACAGAAGAGUUCCAGGAAAUGGAUGUGCAUUGCGAUCCUCAUCCUUCUCAUCAUUGUUAUAAUCAUUGUGGUGGCCGUGCUCAAGCCGUGGAAUAGCAACAAGGGCGCUUAGCUCUAGUAAUUUGUAAUUUGUAAGUAUAGUGUAUUACAACUGACCCCUCUGGGACUCCAGCAAAUCACGUGAAUAAUUUGCGGUUCGUUUUACAAACGUGGUUUCUAGCACUUUUAUUAUCCUGU